CUCUCUCUCGCUCUCCUCCCUCCCUCCCUCUCCUCCUACUCCCUGCUCCUCUCUCUGAGCUCGAGCCACUCUUCCCCCUUUGAGCCUUCACGAGUUCUGCUCACGAAACCUGCGCGAGGCGACCACUGAAGCGCGAGGCAACUUCCCCCCCUCUCCCCUUCACUCCAGUCAACAUGGCUACAGUUGUAACCUCGACCAGAUUCACAGACGAAUAUCAGCUGUACGAGGAACUCGGAAAGGGCGCCUUCUCCGUUGUUCGUCGAUGCAUCAAGAAGUCCACUGGCCAGGAGUAUGCUGCGAAAAUUAUCAACACAAAAAAGCUCUCGGCCAGAGAUCACCAGAAACUGGAGCGGGAGGCGAGGAUCUGUCGCCUGCUAAAACAUCCAAACAUAGUACGACUCCAUGACAGCAUUGCAGAGGAAGGGUUCCACUACCUUGUCUUUGACCUAGUCACUGGAGGUGAGCUGUUUGAGGACAUUGUUGCCAGAGAGUACUACAGUGAAGCAGAUGCCAGCCACUGCAUCAAUCAGAUCCUGGAGAGCGUCAGCCACAUCCACCAGCAUGAUAUUGUCCAUAGGGACCUUAAGCCAGAAAAUCUGCUCCUCGCCAGUAAGAUGAAGGGAGCAGCGGUGAAGCUUGCAGAUUUUGGCCUUGCCAUUGAGGUUCAAGGGGACCAGCAGGCAUGGUUUGGUUUUGCAGGAACUCCUGGGUAUCUGUCCCCAGAGGUGUUGAGAAAGGAUCCAUAUGGCAAACCAGUGGACAUAUGGGCCUGUGGUGUGAUCCUGUACAUCUUGUUGGUGGGCUACCCUCCAUUCUGGGAUGAGGACCAGCACAAACUCUACCAACAAAUUAAGGCUGGUGCUUAUGACUUUCCUUCUCCUGAGUGGGACACAGUGACCCCUGAGGCCAAGAAUUUGAUCAAUCAGAUGUUAACAAUUAACCCUGCCAAAAGAAUCACUGCCGACCAGGCCCUCAAGCAUCCCUGGGUCUGCCAACGCUCCACCGUGGCCUCCAUGAUGCACCGCCAAGAGACUGUGGAAUGUCUGCGCAAGUUCAACGCCAGGAGGAAGCUUAAAGGAGCUAUCCUCACUACGAUGCUCGUGUCCAGGAACUUUUCAGUGGGACGGCAGCACACCAGUCCUGCCGCUACCACCAGCACGGCCGCAAUGGCACAGGAAGCAUGUAAAACCUUACUAAACAAAAAGUCGGACGGUGUGAAGUCGCAGGGAAACAACAGUAAAAACAGUGUAGUAAGCAGCAGCAGCACCAAAGACAGCAGCAUGUCAUCUUCAGCACCAAUGGAAGCCCAGACAACUGUUGUACACAACCCAGCUGACGGCACCAAGGGCUCCACUGAGAGCUGUAAUAACAUAGAAGAGGAGGAGAUGAAAGGUAGGAAAGCGGCCGCCACUGAGUCUACCAGUACAGACAGUGCAGGGUUAACACAGUCCAGCACUACUGAGGAGCAGGCUCAGACCCCGUCUCCUCAGUGCCCAACACCCACCUCUGGUCCCCUGCAGGAGGCUGUUAGCAGCCCCAGUGUUCCUGUAGCUCAGCCCAGUCCGGGUCAGAGCUCCUGUCCUGCAGCAGAGUUCACUCUGUCACCCCCCACAGGCAGCAGCAACUCGCAGCAGACUCGUAAACAGGAGAUAAUAAAGAUGACGGAACAACUGAUUGAAGCCAUCAACAAUGGCGAUUUUGAUGCUUACACGAGAAUCUGUGACCCUGGACUCACUUCUUUUGAACCAGAGGCCCUUGGAAACCUGGUGGAGGGAAUGGACUUUCACAAGUUCUACUUUGAGAAUCUUCUGAGUAAAAACAGCAAACCAGUGCACACCACUAUUCUCAACCCCCAUGUCCAUCUGAUUGGUGAGGAUGCGGCCUGCAUCGCCUACAUCCGUCUGACACAGUACAUCGACAGUCAGGGACGGCCGCGUUCCUGCCAGUCGGAGGAGACUCGUGUGUGGCAUCGCCGUGAUGCCAAAUGGCUCAAUGUGCACUUCCACUGCUCAGGAGCACCAGCCGCACCCCUGCAGUGAACUGAGAACUCGGGCCCAGCUUUGCCUGAACUCUAAAGCUAUUGGGAGCAUUUAUUCUCCGUGGUCGGAGCGGUGCCUGGAUCCUGCCCGGGAAGAGGCUGCUUGGAAAACACAAAUGUGGGAAACAUACCUUACAAUUUAAAAAAAUAAAUAAAUUAAAAAAAAAGAGGGGUGGGGGGUGGGUGACACGUAAACCCAAAAAAGAAGAAAAAAAAAAAAAAAAAGCAUAUCUUAAAAGCUUGGCUGAAUGACCGACCAACACCAAUCCAGUCCAACCCUAGCUAGAUGAUGUUGGGGCCCAGCUGAUAUCGGCCCCUUCUUGCAGAUGGUGCAUGCUUCUGGUGGCAACACAGGGGUGAUGCUGUCCUGAUCCUUCUCUCCCAUGGCCUUCAUUUCCCCCUCUAUUUGUUUGUCUGCCAUGUGGAAAAGUAUUAACGUGUUCAAAAUUAUAUAUAAACAAGUGAAAAACAAGUACAGUUUGCACAGUGACUGGGGCAGCGAGGAUGUCUGGAAAAAUGUGACUUCUGUUCAGAGUGUCUGCUUUAGUAGUCAUUUUACAGCUGGAAGGUAUCUGUGGGUGGGGUUUAUGGGAACGGGAGCAACUAAUGUAAAGUUAACAUCGGAAUUUAACAGUUUUAAGUGUCAGGUUUGAGUAUCUGCACACAAUGUUUUAAAGGGGUUUAGGUGUUGCAAUGCAUUACUAAAGGGACCUUUAUUUUCAUUUGAUCUUUUUUUGUAAUAUGUGUUAUGAAACAUUCUGUUUUAUCUCCUGAAUGUGGGAUACUGUUUUAAAGUAUUUUGUGUUGAAAAAUAAAUAUUAACCAAAAGAGAGGGAUUUUAUUUAACAGAAUUGUGUAUAAACAGAUAUUUAUAUAGGAGGAAUGGGGGAAAUAUCAUUUGCUUUCAAGGUGUAGGUAGGGGAGUGGGGCAUGAGUGCAUUGGUGUUUGUCUUUUGGGUUUGGUUUUUUUUGGUUUUGUGGUCCCGAGAUGUAAAUACAAACAUAUUCACAUGCAACAACAUGCAUGCACACACACUCAAAGUCCCCGUGCUCCAGCUUUUGAGGUUGAGCCUCUCCUGAGCUUUAGACACAGCAUCCAGGCCAGCUCAUCCUGAAGUUGCAGAAGGCCUCCAUCUGUCUGCCCUGCACUGUUUGCAUUUGGACACUAGGCAGCACCAUUGGUCAAAGUCUAAAGCUCCUCACAUCUCUAAACUACCUGGUCUGAAAGCACGGACGCUCUCAAUUGAACUUUUCUUUUUUCUCUGUGUGUGUUUGAUGUAAAGCAUGAUUUAUUUUAACUCUGAUGGCCUGUACUGUUUUUGCACAGACACUUAAGACUCGAUGCUGUUGUGGUCGCUCUUCUGAUGGAGUGAACCUUUCUGCAACUUCAGGUUAUGCUUGCCAAAAUCCUUCCCUUUCACCCUACCUCUGCCACUCUACUUUCAUCAUUCCUUCUCUUUUACAAUCUCCACAUCUGUCGUGACCUUCGCUAACCAUCCCUUAGUAGCACCACGACGUGUGAUGAUGUCGUCACCCUUAUGCCUGUCUCUUGUUCUGAUUGUGUUCUUGAAACAAUUUGUAUAUUGUCCGUCUUGGCUUGCUGUACUUCUGUGUGAAGUCCUGGCACUAUUAAAAAAAAGCAUGUUUAAAAAGGAACGCAGCCGAGGGAUUGGACAAGAGGAGAGAAAAAAAAAAAAGGCAUGAUGGGAAGAGGGCUACACCGGCUAGAGGGCUCUGGGACCUUCGCUGAUCAACUGCAGUCAGUGAAUUUGGUCCCUUUUUUUUGGUCAAUUUUUGUUGUAAAUGUUGUAGCUGUUAGUGUUUUGAUCUUGAUAGUUUUCAUUUGUUUUAUCCAGAGCUUAAAUAUAUUAAGGGUAUGAAAUGAAUGGAGAUUCAUCCCCUCACACACUGAUCAAUGCACACACUGAAUACUGAAAUGUUGGGACAAAAACACGUCAUGAAAGCACAUGCGAUCAAAGAUUCUGCCUUUUAAGAGGACAAAAAAAUUUCAUGUGUGUCAGUGGUUAAACUUUGCAGCACUGUUUUUUUCCACUGUUGUAGAAAUUUUGUGAGUGUGUGACUUUGUACCAGUGGAGGAGUGAGGCUUGCUGUCUGUCUUGUCCUGUGCUGCGCUGCUUAAUAGUAACCCAUGCACCACCUAUCCUGUUGUUGGUGGUCUCCUAAAAGCAGAAACCACAUCGAUGCUUUAGACCAUCACAUAUCUGUGUGCUAACACAGUCAAGCAGACUGUAAAAAAUAAUUUGAAUCAUGCGUGAGCCCCGUUCUACUGUAUCAAGCGCCUGUGCUGUGGACAUAUCUGACAUGUCAUGAAAACUGUGUCCCUCCCACUUUUUGCACCACAAUGAUGCGUCGUAAAAUCAGUACUGAAACUAUGUGAUGUUUUGUAUGGUUCUCAGUAGUUCUGUUUGUGCCCAGUUGUCUGUUGAUACCACAAAUCUGAUGAGAUCCUUUUCUUUCAUCGUGUGUGGGGAUGUGCGUGUGUGUGUGUUUAUUUCCAUGCUUAUGGGAAUGUUUUAAUUGAAAAGGGAGACUUUACAGGCUCUUUAAAGGAGGGAAUUCAUCUGAGUUUGCCAAAGUAUUUGGACAGGUGGCAGUCUUUUUUGUUAAUAAUUACAACAAAACCAAAAUGGAGUCUGACAGCAGAUAUUUUGAUAUGUUGUAGCAGGGAAGGCUCAGUCAAAAACAAAUACAUUAACAAAGGUUGCCAGGUUCAGGGCCCUGGUCCUCAAGUCUGGUCUGCCUUUGUUGGGUGGGAGCUGAGCCAUCGUUGGUUAUUUGUUAAACCUGUCCUCUUCCUGCUGUGAACCCACUCAUUAAGUUUUUAGUUAAAUGUAUAACAGUGAUUCUCAACCUUCUGUGACCCCGCCCAGUGAAGCAGGAUCUGCUCACGACUCACGUAGGUGCUGUAUAGAUCCAUCUGUAAAAUGGAUCUGUACUGUUCCAACUCUGUACUUUUCUUCUUGGACUAUUCGCGGUUUAAAAUCAUCCCUAUCUUAUGCUGGGCCAUGAUGAAGCACCUCAAGUCAUCCUCUGUCCCUUCCCCAUCCUUUAAGGCAGCUUUAUUCUGAUUGGCCGCCCCUCUAAAACAGAAGGUUUGAGCAGGAGGUGGGUUGAACUGCUGUGCUCAUAGAGAACAGAGAUAUUAAGACUGUCUGCUCCUUCUGACAUGAGCCAAAGCUAAAAGUCUGAACUGAACAUUUAGCUUUGGCUGAAGCCUGAGAUUUGGGGUUGUACAUGUGCUGACCUUGUUAUUUUAAACUUUGCUAUAUUUAAUAUGAACAUCCACCACUGAAAUGGGAAAUAUUUGACCCCCCCCCCCCUCCAAAAAAAAAAAAAAUACAGGAAAUA
This is a messenger RNA of Archocentrus centrarchus (flier cichlid), 5407 nucleotides long. It is a transcript of the gene camk2g2, whose product is annotated as calcium/calmodulin-dependent protein kinase (CaM kinase) II gamma 2. Lineage: Eukaryota; Metazoa; Chordata; Actinopteri; Cichliformes; Cichlidae. The coding region runs from base 174 to 2039 and encodes 621 amino acids. The record is from RefSeq and is a predicted model, not a curated record. Gene Ontology annotation, biological process: protein phosphorylation. Gene Ontology annotation, molecular function: calmodulin binding; calcium/calmodulin-dependent protein kinase activity; ATP binding. The transcript is spliced from 23 exons.